Messenger RNA from Linepithema humile (Argentine ant), 1371 nucleotides. Lineage: Eukaryota; Metazoa; Arthropoda; Insecta; Hymenoptera; Formicidae. The record is from RefSeq and is a predicted model, not a curated record.
AGAAAUGCAGUUAUGAAAGAUUUACACUGCAUUUGGUGUAAAAAAUGCUGAUAUCUAAUAGAAAAAUGUAUUUUCUAACAAAUUGAAUAUUAUCUUAUAUAUUUUUUUUAGGAAACAAUAAAGAAUAUUUCACAGAGGUUAAUUUUUUGAUAAACAAACAUAAAUUUACUAUACGAAGGAUGGGCUGCAUGCGUUGACAACGUAAUGUUUCAUACAUCUCAUAAAUUUCACAAGUUAAAAUGUAUUACACAAGAUGAUGUUCCAACAAGAUCAAAAAUUCAACAACAUCUUGGCACUUCAUUGGCACAGAUUAUCUUCGAUUACAGUCAUCAUGAAGCUAUAAAAUUGUUAGACUCGAUACCUUCUGAAAGAUUUUUACAACAAUCAUAUUGCACAGCAGAUGAUCAAUUAAAAACAGAUGCAACUCGAACAUGGUUGGAAAAACAAGAAAUUCUCAAGUCUCAAAUGCAUCAUAAUAUUCUGGCAUUGGGCAAAGACAAAUUGAAGAAGUUUCAGACAGAAAUUGAAGCAGUGACACAAACUAAAUUAAGAGACAAAUUUGCAGAGAAGUGUCACAUUUUUGAAGCUGAAAAGAGACUUGCUAUCAAACACAAUGCAAAUAAAAUUCAUGCCAAAUAUGAAGAGUAUUUAAAAUCUGUUCAGCAAGAGUUAGAGGAGAAGCUGCAAAUUGAACGGGAAAAUGAAAAUGCUAAACACAAUAAGGAAUUGCAAAAAGCCAUUGUAAAAACGCAAAUAGAAACAACGCACGAUGUGGUAAGAAGGAUACGACCUCAGAUGCAUUACAUCGUUACAUCUCUCUACAAUGAUCUUGAGGAAUCUUGUCGAGCACAGAAAGAAAAAAUGAUUGCUGAUUUUAAUAAAAUUAUGAGGGAACAGUAUCUUAAACUAGAUGCAAGAAUUAAGCAAGUUGAGAGAAAGAAAAUGGAAGAACUACAUGUGCAACGUAAUGAAUUUGAGAUACAAAAUGCAAUGAGUAUUAUUUACAUUCUUUGUAUGGAGAGAUUACGUACCAAUUCACAAAUGAAUGUGAUACACAAACAUUUUGAGGAAAAGACUAUAUUCUUGCACAAACUUAUUGCUAAACAAGAUGAAAUUAUAAAUAUCAUGAAGAAAAGGAUUACAGAAUAUCAUAACAAAAAUAUAAUGCUCCAAGAAAAAGUCACCACUAUCACAAAGGAAUUCCAAAAAUUUAUUAAUUUUGCAUUUGACGCUGUACCAGAGCAUGCUGAUUUUUUAUUGCCAUUAAAUUUGUUUUCUGCAGCAUUCUUUGUUUGACAACCAAAAUACCAUUCUGGAUCUCGUUGCAGAUUAUAUACUUUACGCUGAUAAAAUUGUGCUAACAUAACGGAU